Molecule: messenger RNA, 3666 nt
Organism: Peronospora belbahrii
Lineage: Eukaryota; Oomycota; Peronosporomycetes; Peronosporales; Peronosporaceae
Source: the annotation of a GenBank genome assembly
AUGAAUCGUGCAGAUUCUAUGAAUCAAGAAUGCUCCUCUUACUCCCCUAAUUCUCUAAAUAUUAUUGAAGGUGACGACGAGCAGGACUCGAAUGCCGAAGCUUUUGCAGACAUAGCCAUGAGCAAUAUGAACAUGAAUAUGGAGCUACAUUCGAAGCCAAUAGAAACGUUAUUAGACUCAAGUGAGAUAGAAGAGAGAAGAGAAAAUCGUACGCCAAGUGCUUAUGAAGUAUUGCGGAAUGGUACAGUGCACUAUUCGAGACGAGAAGACAAGAUGCGUGCACUUGAGAAACACCCAGUGGUAGCAUCUGUGGCAGCUGAUGGACGCACUGUAGGCUGUAAAUGUGGACGCAACGUACGCUUGAACCCACCAUGGUACAUUCUUAAAUUUGAACAGCAUGUAGCAAGUCGUAAUUGCACAUUUCUAAGGCAAAACAAGAAGAAGAGAAAGCGAGUUACGAGAGGAAUUGAUGAAGGUUUACGACAAGAUAAGGAAAAGGAUACAUUGAUGGAAAAAAUAUCUCGACAGGAACGAGUAGUGGAUGGUGAAGAUGAAGACAGUGAUGAUGAUGAUGAACAUGACAACUACUCGUUGCAGUCAGUGGACACAAUACUUCGACGAGAGUUUGGAGUGGUGGUCAAUGGGCAGCGGAUACUUGUGCCGCCUUUAGAUACUUCUUCAAAUGAUCAAGUACAAAUGUACAAUAAUGCUGUGCUGCUGCGGGAUAAUCUGCAUUUCAAGCGGAUUACACCUGACGGAAAGUUUGUCGAGUGCAAGUGCUUGCGGAUCGUAUUGCUUAGUGCACCCUGGCAUCCUGGACAGUUCUUGAUGCAUGUAGCAGACAAGCAGAAACCCAAGAAACGAACAAAAACUGCUUCUGCUGCAGUGAUAAGUGUUGAGCGGAAGAAAAAUAAGAGAGUGCGCAUAGGGCGAAAAAAAAGUUUUCCACGCGAAAUUCGAUGGGAUAUUGCCCGGGCACGUGGGUUACUCCCAUGCCCUGGUCUGAGAGAUGAACGCAUGAAAACGUUUGUGACAUCUGCAAUUCAACUUACCGGAGGUGCACGGUAUCGACACAAAUUAGCUCGAGAACUUUUUCCUCAUCUUUUUUCGGAUAGCUCAGAGUACGACCUCGCUGACGAAGUAAACUAUGGCGUUGGGGUGAAUCAUUCCGUUAAUCGAAGCACUUUCAAAAAGCGACAACCUAAGCUUCAGCAGCUUCUCGAGGCCGAAAAAUUAUUGCUGCACGAUUUAAUCGAAGGUGAAGCACUAUGGUUUGUGGACAAAGAUGGCAAUUCGGUGCGCAGUCUGGAUUGUCUUGGAAUUGUUGAUUCGCGUAAGGGUGAUGUCCGAUGUGCAUCUUGCACUAUGCUGCGCAGCAAUGCGGCUUUGAGAACAGCAGCCGCAACGAAAUACAAGAUGGCAAUGCGAUCUGGGCCGCCUCGCAACCCGAUAAAUAGAAAGUUCUGUUCUGGGCGCGUAUGCUCGCUGCUUGAGGCCGAGUUCGAUAUGCGAGAGCCUUUUGCUCGAGUACUUCGUGAUUUGGCUCUCGCUGAUAUCCCGAGUGCAUUGAACACAUGGAUGGAAAUGGCUACGAUGGGACUCACGGGCGCCUUUAAUACUCACCCAGCAUUGCUUGGUCUAACUGAGGCAAUGGUGCGGCUGAAGGAUAAGGAACAACGUGGUGUGGGGUUGCAGAACAUGACGUACAGCAAUCUUCUCGAUAAGUUCAUGCAGUCACUUGCCGACUUAUCGCCUGAUGCUUGUGAGCUUUUCCAGAAACACUUGGGAGGGCGAAAACAACGACAAUUCCAAGCAACGGUAGUAAGAUCUGUCUUGCCUAACAAACGGAAGGUGCAACUUCAAACAAGCAGUGUUGUGUCCCGAACAGGCCAAGACCAGCAGACUGACGAAUCCCUCUACGAUGGCGUUGGGAACCCAUCUCCUGCCGUGCGUGUGACGAGCGACGAUGGUUUUGUGCACUUGUUGGACCCUUCUGUUGUUGGCCUUGAAAUGCCUCCUUUGUCUAUAUGCGAUAUUGACGACGUAGACCUCAGUACAUUUCCUGCGUCUUCGGCGAUACAAAUGCAUGGAAACCAAGUUAAUAACCCUGGUCAUGGUGAUGAAAUGGUCCCAACCAUGCCACCAGCAGUUGCGGCGUCGGCACUUACAUCCGAUUCCGACCAGUUGCCGGCAAUUGAACAAACUUGCAAGGAGCCCACCUGCCAAGGCAAUAUUUGUGUGAACUCAACGAACGGAGACACGAAUCUAGAAGUUCUCACGAACGCGGCAAAGCAGGAUCAUGAUGGCGUUAUUGAUGAGUCAACAGAGACUAAUGCUGACGGGCGAGUGGAGAGUGACCCUGACGCCGUGGUAUUCCUCACGGCGCUCACAGCGCCUGAGGAUAGCUGCAAGACUGACGAUGCCGUAAUGCCAAGUGACUAUGUGCCGUGUACAGGACUUCGUGAUGAAAAUGUGCAGGCAUAUGUUGCCAGUGCCGUUCAAAUUGUCGGAGGUAGCCGACCUCGCUAUGUAAUUGCACGUGAGCUGUUUCCACAGGUCUUUGGCAAUGACAAAAAAGUUCGUAUUGUCGACAAGCUGAGUGAUGAAGAGCGGCUAGUUUUGCAGGAUGCUGUAUUCAGCGAGUGCCUUUGGCGAGUGGACAAGGAAGGCCGUUGUGUUCGAAGUCUGCGCUGUAAGCGAUUUGUACCAGCUCCUGGAAUUCACGAUCGUGGCAGGUCUCAGAGCCAAGGCGUUUGCCGAGCCUGCCGCGAUCUGCGUACCGUGCCAAAUUUCCGCAGUGUGCUUAGUCGUUCCAAGAUGCCAAAGAAUCUCGAAAACAUUAAGUAUGUGCCUAGUGUGUACACUGAAAGCGAUCCAUUCCUGCGCAAGUUGUCGAAGAACUCGGCAUUCCGUAAACUCUACCAGUGUGUCAAAUACAUGACCACUCAAGCGGCCGGCAAAAAUAGCGAAGCUGGUGCCGAGCAACUCAAACGAGUGUACUUUUGGUUGCGCUUUGCUCGCAUGGGUGUCUUUGGACACUUCAAGUCACAUCCUGUCUUUGAAGGACUGAUGAAGAGCAUGGUGGAGGUCAAAGAUAAGGAGCGCCGUGGUGUAGGUAAACAGAACAUGCAAUACUCACCGGCAUUGGAUGAAUUCAUGCAAAAUAUGGUACAGAUAUCCACCGAAGCAUUUGAGCUCUUUGCUGCCAAGUUUUGCGGACGCACCCUGCGCUCACAAAAGGUCAAACGGCGAUCAACGAGUACAACUUCUAUGAUGCUCACGACGCCAGCGAAGACGGCAGAACCAACUUUACUUGAAGGUAGCAGCAAUGACAUGGUUUUCCCAGCCCAUCAAUCGCUAACCCAGCUUCAACCUCCUCAGCACCAGCAUUACCUCAUGGCACCUGACGACCUACUUAGUGGACGAAGCUUGACGUCUGAGGAAAGCCAGCGCUUUAUGGAUCGCAUGCUGGACGAGGUCCGUCUCUCAGUGAGCCGUGAAAUGCAGUUCAUAGAAGAGGAGGAGCGUCGUCGCGGUGUUGGAAAUGCCAACGAUAUCUCGGUCACUUCUGCUGAGCAUGAGCAGCACACUGACGAAGACGACGACGAUCGCAUCGGCCCGGAGACGUACCUGAAUGACGACGGAGUGCUCACUACAGAGAUUUAA